Molecule: messenger RNA, 613 nt
Organism: Ilyonectria robusta
Lineage: Eukaryota; Fungi; Ascomycota; Sordariomycetes; Hypocreales; Nectriaceae
Exons: 1
Coding region: 1-540 (179 amino acids)
Source: RefSeq, a predicted model, not a curated record
AUGGACGACCUUCCAUUUGCGAAAGUCGUCCGUUUCAUGGUCAUCAGCCUCAAGGAAGUUCAGUGGCGAGAUCCACGUCGUCUGUGGUUCUCGCCAGAGCACCCGAUCACCCAAGGCUAUGUGGUAGACCUUUGGAACCGCGUUGCCCAGUGGUUGGUAGAUCUUCUCAAGCUGGGAAUUGUAGAGACACUCAUGGACGUCAUUCUUCGACACUCCCUCACCACACGAAGCUCUGACGCCCGUGUCAUGUUGCAGCAGCUGGAUGACAUUGGAGUGGACGAUGAAGUCGAUGAGGCCGUUCUGAAAGAGCGAGCUGCCUGUGAGAUUUCAAUAAACCAUAUCCUCGACCAGCACGAGAUGAUAUGGCCACUGACCAAGGCCCUGGACAUGUGGGUCACGUCGCAGCAGGAGGGGUCGACGCUCAGCGUUGGCCAGCGAAUCUUGCUUGCGGAAUCAAUUUGGCGCCGAAGGGUCGAGACAAAUUGUACUUUGGGUGUCACGGAGUGGGCUGAUUCCGCCCGUGCUAAGUUCGGCAACUAAUCUGUCUCAGACGGAAGGGAUCUCCUCACAAGCUGCUCAUUCUACGAACCGCGCACCAACAAGACAUGAUGGA